Messenger RNA from Talpa occidentalis (Iberian mole), 3256 nucleotides. It is a transcript of the gene BBOF1, whose product is annotated as basal body orientation factor 1. The transcript is spliced from 12 exons. Lineage: Eukaryota; Metazoa; Chordata; Mammalia; Eulipotyphla; Talpidae. The record is from RefSeq and is a predicted model, not a curated record. Bases 113 to 1690 code for a protein of 525 amino acids.
CGGCCGGGCGGGCAGAUCCCCGCUCGGCGUGCUGGUUUCCUUAGCAACAGAGCCAAGCUGGGGGAGUCGCGUAGUGGCGACCACCCCUGCCCGCGCCGCUCGAGCAGCUGGGAUGCCGGCGAAGGGGAGGGACAAAAGGAAAGGCAAAGACAAGAAGAAGAAGGCAACGAAAACUGAUGAAUCUGUGGUGGAGAGAGCCAAGGCCAAUGCCUCCCUCUGGGAAGCCAGGCUGGAAGUCACAGAGCUUUCUAGGAUUGAGUAUCGUGAUGCUUCCAGGAGACUGGCAAAAACCAAUGAGGACUUAAAGAGACAGCAGUACAAAAUGGAGAAAGACACAAUGUGUGUGUUAAGCUUCCUGAAGAAGCAGGAUCAGGAGAAAGAUAAUAUGAUUGAAAAACUGAAAGAGCAACUAAAUGAAACGAAGGAAAAAGCACAAGAAGAGAAGGAAAAGUUGGAACAAAAGUAUACUCUGCAAAUAAAUGAGCUGGAGGGACAGUUCCAUCAAAAAGCCAGAGAAAUAAGCAUGAUUCAAGCAGAAUUGAAAACAAUAAAACAAUUCCAGAAGAGAAAAAUCCAAGUGGAGAAAGAAUUAGAUGAUCUGAAGGAGAAUUUAAGGCAUACAGAGCAGAAACAUCAGGAGACUCUUAGAAGACUGGAAGGCAAGUUUUUUGAAGAAAAGCACCGACUAGAACAAGAAGCUGAAAAGAAGAUAAUAAUGCUGGCAGAGCGGGCCCACAAUGAAGCUAUUGCGCAAUUGAAUAGUGCUGGAAGAACUGUUUUUAAAGAGAACAUGUACCUCCAGAAAGCCCUCACAUCCCACCUUAAAGAAGCGGAAGCUCUGCAAAAAAACACUCAGAAGUUGCGAGAGAGUCAAACUUUUCUUCUACAACAAAAGGAGAUCAAUGAUCUUUUGGUUAAGGAAAAGAUUAUGCAACUUAUGCAGCAGAGAUCACAAAUCCAAAUUCUUCAGAAGAAGGUGUUAAGCUUGGAGACUGCCCUAAGUUGUAUGACCAGAGAGUUUGAGACUGAAGUUUUAAAACUACAGCAAAAGGCAUUAAUAGAGAACCAAGCAGGGCGGGUUGAAAUAGACAAUCUACAACAACUUCUUCAUAUGAAGGACAGGGAAAUGAAUCGAGUGAAGAAGCUGGCCAAGAACAUACUGGAUGAGAGAACAGAAGUGGAAAGAUUCUUUUUAGAUGCUCUACACGAAGUGAAGCAACAGAUCCUAUUUAACAGGAAGCGUUAUAAACAGGUAGCACAAGCUGCUUUCAAUUUUAAAAUGAGAGAGGCAUGUGCAGGAAGAACAGAAUAUCCCAAGAUCAGAACAUUUGAUGGCAGAGAACACAGCACUAAUAGUGUGAAUCAAGAUCUUAUGGAGGCUGAAAAAUGGAGAGGUGUUCAAGAAAAUGUGGAUAUUGGAGAUUUGACCUGGGAGCAGAAGGAGAAAGUCUUGAGAUUGCUCUUUGCAAAAAUGAAUGGUUUUGUUCCUAGGAAAUACAGCCAGAGCUCUAAGCCUCCAAUUCCAGACUAUGUUCCUGACAAUGGAGAAAAAAGGGAAUCUAGGGAUGAAAGAAACCUUCCGGAUCAGACCUUUAUCACCCAGCAAGCGUCAAUCUCAAACUCCACUGAUGAAAUGAUGACGCCCAAUAUUCCGAAAGGACCACAAGAGUCUAACAUAGGAACCUCCUGAAAAGCACUGAUGGACGACACAAGACCCCACAGAAGCUGCUGACAGGCCCUUCCUUGCUGAAUCCUUACUCCUGAAUAUGUUUCUGAAAAUUUCUUAGAGGAAAAAAAUAUUCUUUUAAACUUAAAAGUUACCUGUUUGCCAUAGAAAUUGGUGUCGCCUCUGAAGGAAGAUCGAGAGCCAGUGAAUGAGAACAUUGGCAAAGGCACUGGAAUGGGGACAUUCACACCCACCUAGAACAACAGAUCCACAUCAGAUACUAAGAAGAGAACUCCAAGAAACUCUCCAUUUAGAAGCACAAAUACUUGGCAUCCAAGAGACCAUUUUUAAACACCCACCUUCCCCCCAUCUUCCAUCCCAGGAACUUAUAUUCCUGAGAAAGAAAUGGGCACUGUGGGAGGUCAGAGGGGCAGUCACCAAUCACUGUUUACCAUCUCCCUUUAGAUAGGAAACAGUAAGUGGGUACAAGAAUCUCUUAAAAAUUCUGUUCACAAACCUGCCCGACAUCCACCAGGUGUGAAUAUUUCCGAGCAGUGGCGCCAUUGGUGGUGAAGAUGGCAGUUCCAUUUCCAUAUGGGUUGUCAUUUACAAUCUUGAUGGCAUCAUCCAAAGUUUCUGUCUCCAGAACCACCAGAACUGGACCAAAAAUCUCCUCUUUGUAACAGGUCAUACUUGGCUACCAGGAAUGAUGCAUACAGAAAAGUCAGUGUUUAAUGCUAAUUUGGUACUUUAUUACCUGUUUAUAUGGACAGCUUUCAUCUUAGAAACCUCUUUUCAUUUUAAACCACCUAUAAAAAAAGUUACUUCUUACUGUGUUCCAUCUUUCAAGCUGCCAUUCACACAAAUAACUUGAAAUUCCUAUUAACUAUAACUACACUCCUUUCCUGUAAGCACUGGAUUUUUAGGUUCCACCACUGGCUUCCUCAAUACCUACAUGAUUAGUGUAUACAAUUGAUAUGUUACUGAAAAGUUAGUUUCAUGAUUCAAAUAUGUAUUAAAUACAAUAGAAUUUUUUGUUUAAAGUAAACUUAUGCUAAGUUUUCUGUAACAUAAACAAUCUAUUCUCAUUCUUCCUUUGCCUUCCAAAUGAAUCCAUGCAUUUAUAUUUUGAUAGCAGGUCACAUUAAAAUAUUUAAGUAUCUUUCACCACUGUAGCUAGUUAGCUGUAUUUGUUGCUGACAAGUGGAUUUUUCCUCUUAUGUUUCUGUGGCAAGAGAUUUCAUAAUUUUUACUAAAUUCAACUCUUGAUUAUUUGGGCUUAUUGGUAGGAUUAGUGGAGACAUAUGAAUUUCAAAAAGAGACCUCAUAACUUUGUUUAGUAAUUAAUGUUAGCUGAAAAACUUUCAGAGUUUUGAUAAAUAAAAAAUGACACCAAUUAUUUUUCUUUUGUAACUUUCUGGUGAAGAUGCAGCUAAGUUUUGGGCACAGAGUAGAUAUUCAAUAAAUAACAGGGAGUUGAUAUAUUGCUAUAGCAAUAGCUGUAAGCUUGGCAUCAAGGAGGAGAGGCAUUAAACAAGCAACAGUAUAUAAAAUAGGGGUUGGCAAAUUAUGGCCCAUGGAUUAAAUGUG